Molecule: messenger RNA, 1124 nt
Organism: Tyto alba (common barn owl)
Lineage: Eukaryota; Metazoa; Chordata; Aves; Strigiformes; Tytonidae
Gene: DNAAF6
Product: dynein axonemal assembly factor 6
Exons: 7
Coding region: 523-1092 (189 amino acids)
Biological process (GO): axonemal dynein complex assembly; flagellated sperm motility
Cellular component (GO): cytoplasm
Molecular function (GO): protein-folding chaperone binding; dynein intermediate chain binding
Source: RefSeq, a predicted model, not a curated record
CGCCGGCGGCGGCUGCACCGGCCCUUUCUGCCGUUAGGACCCCGGCGCUGGGCUGGGCCGCGCCGCGACUCUGUCGCCCGUGGGAGAGUGGGCUGCCCCGUGCCGCCGGCAGCCGCUGUGCAGCCGGGCAGCGGGACCGUGCCGUGCUGAGGGCAGGCGUCCCUAACGCUGGCCCGCAGCCUGCUCCUCGAGCUGCCGCUCCCCUGAGCCUUCCUGGAGCAAGUUGGGAACCUGGAGCAACUCCGGCGGUGGAGCAGGCAGGGAACCUGCUGCAGACCUCCGCCCGGCCCCUCGGAGCUGACCUGAGCCGAGACCUCCUGCUGCCCUCGCCCGGCUGCAGUAGCCGCAAAUCCACGCUGAGGUGGGGGCUUCCAUCGCUAAUUAGCACUGCAAGGCUUGAGCUGUGAUCGCAGCUGCUGACCGUGAAGCAAAAGAGUCUGUAAUCUGAGCACAGAGAGGAAAGCUUGAUUACGUUCCGUUCCAUCUGUUUUGACAUCACGCACGUGAGCAGUGGGUAUUGAGAUGGACAGUGUUUCCUCAGGCUCUUCUCUGCAGUUACUUGCCCAGCUACUUCGUGACACUCAAGAUGAUGAUGACGAUGAACGUGUGCCACACUGUUCUGCUACCACCAUGACUCCGGGUAGUAUUGGACCAGUAAAGAAAGAGACCACUGGUACUUUUCAGGUGAAAUCUGAAAACAGGAAAACUAUUUGGAAUACAGAGGAAAUCCCAGAAGGAUCUGAAUUUGAUGAUACCUGGGACCCUAGAGAACAGCCAGAGUAUGAGAUUUUAUUCAAACAAUGUGUGGGAACAGAGGACGUCUUCUUUGGGAUGAGCAGGAAAGACCCCUCCACAGCCUGCUGUGAAGAUAUAGUGAUUAAAAUCAAGCUUCCAGAGGCAAAGUACUCAGACAUCACAUUAGAUAUCCAGGACAAGGUUCUUGAUCUUCGAACUCCCAAAAAGAAGCUGCUGCUGCACCUCCCCUACCAUGUAGACAGCAAGAAUGGUAAAGCUCGUUUUCUCUCUGAAGAGGAGACCUUGGAAGUCACCUUGAGAGUAUCAAGGAAGUUUGAUUUCAUAAAUUUUGUCUGAUGGAUAGAGGAAUAAAGAAAGUUUGCAAAAAA